CGCGGAGGGAGGCAGACGUUGUGGCUUGGCACCGCCCAUUGGGCUGGGCGGGAGAGCGGGCGCCACUGCGGGUGCCUCAGGUGGGCGCCGGCAGCGGCUAUGAGCGCCCGGCGCUCCCCGGGGUCCUGGAGGGGGAGAGCUGAGAGUCGCCGUAAGAUUGAAGAUCUGAAGAAGAUAAACUAUGAGCUAAGGCAACAUGUCCUACAACUUCUUAAUACGAAGCAAGCAGUGGGAAGUCAAGUGGAUAGGUUCACCUGUAAAAAUGAUCACCUGUGUAAAGAACUGGCUGUAAUUGACAAACUGUCUGAGCAGCUGGAAAAAGAAUUGCUAUUGAAUACUUCUGAUAAGGAGCUUAAGGAAGCAAAGAUUCAAAUUCAGAACCAGCAGAAGACGAUAAAGAAGCUGGAACACUCAGUGAAAACACUAAAAUCUGUUAUUUUACAAACAGAAGCUGAAAUCAAGCAAGGGAGGUCACCUUCAAAGCUUGAUGCCUUUAUUAAGACGUUGGAAGAGGAAAGAGACUACUAUAAAAAUGAGACUGAGAAUUUGCUGAAGAUAUUUAGGAACACACUUGCAAGUCCUAAGCGAACCAAUACUUGUGGCAGCAUGCUAAAAAAAAAUUCAUCCAUCCAGGGAGUGACCUUUGCUCCAGACGUUUUGAAAAUACUGAGAGAACGUGAAGAACUUAAGUCAACGCAGAAAAAGUAUGAGCGCCAUAUAGCAGAAAUUCAGGGUAACCUCAACGUUUUAACAGCUGAGAGAGACAAAAUGGUCAAUCUUUAUGAACGGUCACAGCAAGAGAUUUCCCAACUUCGUCAGGAAGUUAUCAAGUGCCCAGGGAGUCCUAAAGCUACUGCGACAGCUCAAGCUAUGUUAAGACAAGUGGAGAUGGAAAGGAAUACAGUACUGUCAGAUUUUCGAAGGAUGACUACGGAACGUGAUAGCCUCAGGGAGCAGUUAAAGAUUUCCCAAGAGACUGUGUUUAAUGAAAAGGCUCGUUUGGAACAGAGAAUUGAAGAGCUAGAAGCUACUAUUCAAAAUUUAGAGAGUGAACGGUUAGAACAGGUGUCCAAAGUGACGCUAAUGAAAGACACCAUUGAUUCUCUGGAAACUGAGAUGAAAAGAUUGGCAAGAAAAGCACUGGACUCUGAAGCUGAGCUGAGUCGACGGGAAGCUGAAUGUGUUUCACUUAAUUUAUUAAAAGAAAAGACAGAACAGAGUCUUUCAGAGGCUCAGCAAAGCCUUGUUAAGAAAAAAUAUGAACUGCAAGUUGCUCAAAAGAAAAUUACACUUCUGGAUGAAAAAAAUGAUAACUUUUCAAGACAAAGUCUUGUGCAACAAGAGGAGAUCUGUGCUUUGAAAGGAACAGUUGCGAAACUCAAUAAAGAGAAGGCAUCUUUGCAAGGCUGUGUGGAAGAAGGAAGAAAAAAGAUUGCUACUUUUGAGGAAAGCCUGGCAACUAAAGAGAAAGUAAUUGCAGAUUUCAAGAUUCUGGUUUCUGAGUUGGAGAGUUCCAUAAAAAAAUCUUCUGAAGCACUUUGUAUCUGUGAGAAAGAUACCACGACUUUGGAUCAACAGCUACAAGAAACCACCAAGGAACUUGCGCAGGCUAACAAGAACAGAGAAUCAUUAGCUCAGGAGAAUGACAGGUUACAAGAGCAUCUUUCUAGUAUUAAGCAAGAAAUUCAGGUACUGCAUAAAAAACUAGCAAAGUACCAAAAUGAGCUUGAUGAUCUGAAGUUGAAAGCACAGGAUUUAAACACAGAUAUUGUCAGGCUGAAGGAUGUACUGAAGUCUAAAGAGAGAGAGAACUGUGAGCUUUUGGAGAAUUACCACAAGGCCCGUGAACAAGGACAAAGUUGGGAAGCAAAAUGCCAUCAAGCAGAAGCAGAUUGUAGCUCUGUUAGACUGGUACUGAUCAGUGCAGAGUCUGAGAACUGCAGGUUGAAAGAGAAAAUGGAUUCCCUUGAAAGAGUGAUGGAGCAACUGCAGAGCAAGUGUGAGUCAUCCUAUUCUGAAAUAGAGCUGCUGAGAAAACACCUGGGAAAUGAAAGAGCAGCUAUGAAAAACCUGGAAUCUUUGCUUGUGUCCAGUCGUGAGAAAGAACUUCAGGCACAGACAGCAAAGCAAGAAAAAGACUCUACAAUUCAGUUGCUCAAGGAACAGCUUUCUGCAGCAGAAGAUAAACUUACUGUGCAGGGUCAAGAUUUUACUCAGCUCAGAAACAGAGCAGCUCAGCUAGAGUUGGAACUGGAUAUGACCAAAAGACAGCUGGGGACUGAGCGCACUGAAAGGCAACGCCUUGUAAAGGAGCUUCAACGUCGGAAUCGUACGAUCUCAUAUCAGUUAAGCUCUACAUUAAGAACAUCAUCACCUGAACAUUCCUGUCAACCAUUGCCUGAUUGGUCUCCAGGCUGGUCCCUAGAAGAGAAUUCUUGUUUCAAGGACUUAUAAUGUUAUAUUCACAAUGGCUUGUGAAGACUCUGCACACCAUCUGGAGAGUUAAAGUUGAAUGCUCAUUUAAUUAAUCUUUCUUCCCUGCUGAAUGCUAAAUUUCAUUAACUCUCAUUCACAAAUGC
Molecule: messenger RNA, 2579 nt
Organism: Neopsephotus bourkii (Bourke's parrot)
Lineage: Eukaryota; Metazoa; Chordata; Aves; Psittaciformes; Psittacidae
Gene: TSGA10
Product: testis specific 10
Exons: 18
Coding region: 100-2454 (784 amino acids)
Source: RefSeq, a predicted model, not a curated record